AAUUUUAGCUUCAAAUCUUUAAGGGCUGUGGCCAAAGCCGAGUCGAAAGAUAACUUUAUUGUGCGCCGGUUGUUUCUGUCAGAAUCGUCACGCCUCUGUCGUCACUUAGUUACGCCGCCUUCUGACUCUACACUUCAUGGUGAUUGGUCCGGCCAGUUUUAGGAGAAUCCAGCCUCGAGCCUUAUGGAGGGUAACUAGACCCACCCUGGCAGAGAAUUAAAUUCGUUGCCGUGGGUUGUCUAGCGCGGCUAGGCUAUGAGCGUCCAGGAGUGGACUGGAAACUUUGUUCUUCUUCAGCGCUUUGAAUAAAGUGUGAAGGUAGAAAGUGUGUGUGAGCUGCUGUGAGUUGAGCAUCAUGGAUGAGUGUGAGGACAGAGAGGAGGGAGUCCCUCCCUCUAAAAGCUCUCUGUGUGGGGAACAGGAGAACCAGAGCAAAGCUCAGAGGAAUCGACCUGGACCUGGACCUGGACCUGGACCUGCAUCCAGCUGUGUGUCCUUCAGGAGUGACUGGUCUAAGGAUAAUCCUCCUUAUUUUAAAGGAGAACCAGGUCCUGCUGCAGAGGGAGUGGAGCAGCAGAACUCAGAGGUUCCCAGAGCUCAGUCUGUCCAGCAGCAUCACCUGGACUCCAUAUUCAUGCUGCUGGAGGACAACAUGGUGACUUUUGUGAAGAAGGAGCUGAAGAAGAUGCAGAAGGUUGUGAGUCCAGAUUACCCAGAAUGCUCAGAGAGUCAGAGGGAGGAUGAGGAGGAGUUGGAGGGUGAUGAUGAAGAUGAGAGGAGCAGCAGAGAGAUGUUUGAGCAGAUCACAGUGUUGUUCCUGAGGAGGAUGAAGCAGGAGAAGCUGGCUGACUGUCUGCAGAGCAAACUUGUUGCUCCAGUUUGUGGACGUAAACUUAAAUGUUCUCUGAAGAAGAAGUUCCAGAGAGUGUUUGAGGGCAUCGCUAAAGCAGGACAGCCGACCCUCCUGAAUGAGAUCUACACAGAGCUGUACAUCACAGAGGGAGGGACUGCAGAGGUCAAUGAUGAACAUGAGGUCAGACAGAUUGAAGCAGCAUCCAGGAAAGCAGACAGAGCAGAAAGAAACAUCAGAGCAGAAGACAUCUUUAGAGGCUCACCUGGAAGAGAUGGACCAAUCAGAACAGUGAUGACACAGGGAGUGGCUGGCAUCGGGAAAACAGUGUUAACACAGAAGUUGACUCUGGACUGGGCUGAAGACAAAAGCAACCAGGACAUCCACUUCAUGUUUCCAUUGACUUUCAGAGAGCUGAAUGUGCUGAAAGAGAGAAAGUUCAGUUUGGUGGAACUUGUUCAUCACUUCUUCAGUGAAACCAAAGCAGCAGGAAUGUGCAGCUUUGAAGACUUCCAGGUUGUGUUGAUCUUUGAUGGUCUGGAUGAGUGUCGCCUUCCUCUGGACUUCCACAACAAUGAGGUCCUGACUGAUGUUAGAGAGUCCACCUCAGUGGAUGUGCUGCUGACAAACCUGAUCAGGGGGAAUCUGCUUCCCUCUGCUCGCCUCUGGAUAACCACACGACCUGCAGCAGCCAAUCAGAUCCCUCCUGACUGUGUGGACAUGGUGACGGAGGUCAGAGGGUUCACCAACCCACAGAAGGAGGAGUACUUCAGGAAGAGAUCCAGAGAUGAGGAGCAGGCCAGCAGCAUCAUCUCCCACAUGAAGAAGUCACGAAGCCUCCACAUCAUGUGCCACAUCCCAGUGUUCUGCUGGAUCACUGCUACAGUUCUGGAGGAGCUGCUGAGAAGCAGAGAGGGAGGAGAUCUGCCCAGAACCCUGACUGAGAUGUUCAUCCACCACCUGGUGGUUCAGACCAAAGUCAAGAAGGUCAAGUAUGAUGGAGGAGCUGAGACAGAUCCACACUGGAGUCCAGACAGCAGGAGGAUGAUUGAGUCUCUGGGAAAACUGGCUUUUGAGCAGCUGCAGAAAGGAAACCUGAUCUUCUAUGAGUCCGACCUGACAGAGUGUGGCAUCGAUAUGAGAGCAGCCUCAAAGUACUCAGGAGUGUUCACACAGAUCUUUAAAGAGGAGAGAGGACUGAACCAGGACAAGGUGUUCUGCUAUGUCCAUCUGAGUGUUCAGGAGUUUCUGGCUGCUCUUCAUGUCCAUCAGACCUUCAUCAACUCUGGAGUCAACCUGCUGGAAGAACAACAACAAACAACAUCCUGGUGGUCUGAACUGUUCAGACAGAAGAUAGAUCCAACACGUUUCUACCAGAGAGCUGUGGACGAGGCCUUGCAGAGUCCAAACGGACACCUGGACUUGUUCCUGCGCUUCCUCCUGGGUCUGUCACUGCCGACCAAUCAGAAUCUCCUACGAGGCCUGCUGACACAGACAGGAAGUCUCUCACAGACCAAUCAGGAAACAGCAAAGUACAUCAAGAAGAAGAUCAGUGAGAACGUGUCUGCAGAGAGAAGCAUCAAUCUGUUCCACUGUCUGAAUGAACUGAAGGAUGUUUCUCUAGUGGAGGAGGUCCAACAGUCCCUGAGAUCAGGACAUCUGUCCACAGAUAAACUGUCUCCUGCUCAGUGGUCAGCUCUGGUCUUCAUCUUACUGUCAUCAGGAGAACAUCUGGACGUGUUUGACCUGAAGAAAUACUCUGCUUCAGAGGAGGCUCUUCUGAGGCUGCUGCCAGUGGUCAAAGCCUCCAAGAAAGUUCUACUGAGUGGCUGUAAUCUGUCAGAGAGAAGCUGUGGAGCUCUGUCCUCAGUCCUCAGCUCCCAGUCCUCCAGUGUGACAGAGCUGGACCUGACUAACAACAACCUGCAGGAUUCAGGAGUGGAGAGUCUUUCUGCUGGACUGGAGAGUCCACACUGUAAACUGGAAGCUCUCAGACUGAGUGGCUGUAAUCUGUCAGAGAGAAGCUGUGGAGCUCUGUCCUCAGUCCUCAGCUCCCAGUCCUCCAGUGUGACAGAGCUGGACCUGACUAACAACAACCUGCAGGAUUCAGGAGUGGAGAGUCUUUCUGCUGGACUGGAGAGUCCACACUGUAAACUGGAAGCUCUCAGGCUGUCAGGCUGUCUGCUCACAGAGGAAGGCUGUGCUUCUCUGGCCUCAGCUCUGAGCUUCAAGACCUCAAAUCUGAGAGAGCUGGACCUGAGCUACAACCAUCCAGGAGAGUCAGGAGAGAAGAUGCUGAGAGCUAAAGUGGAGGAUCCACACUGUAGACUGGAAACUCUCAGGGUGACGCCUGCUGGAGUCCGAUGGUUGACACCAGGUCCAUGGAGGUAUUCCUGUCGACUCACAGUCGACACAAACACAGUAAACAGAAAACUCAAACUGUCUGACAACAACAGGAAGGUGACAUUAGUGGAGGAGGAUCAGUGGUAUCCUGAUCAUCCAGACAGGUUUGAAUACUGGGAACAGCUGCUGUGUGGAACUGGUCUGACUGGUCGCUGUUACUGGGAGGUGGAGUGGAGAGGAGGGGUUGAAAUAUCAGUGAGUUACAGAGGAAUCAGAAGGAAAGGAGUCAGUGAUGACUGUUGGUUUGGACAUAAUGAUCAGUCCUGGAGUCUGAUCUGCUCUGAUCGUCAUGGUUACUCUGUCAGACACAAUAACAUUCUAACACCCAUCAGGUCCUCCUCAGUCUCUCACAGAGUUUCAGUUUAUGUGGACGUUCCUGCUGGAACUCUGUCCUUCUACAGAGUCUCCUCUGACUCUCUGAUCCUCCUCCACACCUUCAACACCACAUUCACUGAAACUCUCUGUCCUGGAUUUAGGUUCUGGUUCUCUGGUUCCUCAGUGUUUCUGUGCUGAGUUCAGUCUCCAGAGUCUCCUCCUGUCAGAGAAACAGUGUUGAACAGAUAGUUGAGUCUCUCCAUGACUCUGUCCCUCACAAACAUGUUUUCACAUUAAUGGAUUAAAUCUAAUCUUCUUCCUCUUCAAAGAUGAAGUUGUGAUUCUUCCAGGAGCCAAAUGUGGUGUUUGCGUCUUUUUCCAGUCAAAUGUUGAGAGUGAAAAUCAGGAUGUGGUGUUCCUCUGACGCUCACUUGAACUAAAAGCAUUUGAGCUGCACAAAGUGUGAAAUGAGAGAGGAAGCAGUGAAUCUACAAACUGCUGACAGACUUUCACACAUUAUUGUCCAGAGAAAAUCAGGUUUUUGUGUGCAAACAACUGUGCAAACUCUGUUUUAUAAUCUAAUAUUGUUAUUGUAUUCAUUUGUUCCUUUUUUCUUUUUAGAACAAACAGACAUUUAAAAUCUUUUCCUGUAAAAACAUCUGAUGAUUAUUUAGCUCACAGAGUUUUAAAACCUUCACAAAGCAAACAGAAAUCACACAAACAUCCAGUUAACACGACGUGUUUUAAUCUGAAUAUUCUUUCUAUUCAGACAUUCUAGUUUCUUUUCUGCACUUUAGUCUUGAAGCAAUGAGGACAAACCUACAUUAUUAUUAAAUCUCUCUUUUUAUCCAACAGGAAAUCUAAAUUCUUCCACAUAUUUUAGACUUUCUCUCUAAAAACAGGACAAAAGAAGCUGCAGAACUACAGAAAUAUGAAUGUAAAAGCUGAAUCAGUCUGAAAACUAAACACAAAACUAAUCUGCAGCGUUUAGUUCUGAUAAAUAAUCAGUUUUUUACAGAUUUCUGGUGCUUGGUGGACUGAAGGAACGGCGCCUCCUGCUGGAGUCUCAGCAACAAGAAUUAAAUCACAUGUUCUGAAAAUGAGUGAAAUGAUUCUUAGUUUGAACAGGAAUAGAAUAAAAGAGCAGGAUUUCAUGUUUUUUCUCAGUGUGUCGACCUCUUCUACCAACAAAAAUCACAUUAAAACAUGAGAGAAGCAGUUUUUGUGUUUUAAAUUCAUAAAUAUUUUGAAGAGAAGGUUCUGAAUAAACUGUGGUUAGAAGAAACAUUUUAGCCGCUAACGUCCACGAUAUUAAAGAUUACAAACAUCUGCAUCACCUGUAAUGUUAACAAACACACAGAUCAAUAUUUACAUAUAUAUCAGAGAUGUUAAAUAUUUAUCUCUAUAUACCGACCAGCCCCCCCCCUGCCUACCAUCCUGCCCUUGGAAUGAAUAGUUUUGUUGAGCAGCCUUUGAACUGAUCUCUGGUCUGUUCUGAUGUUGGACUUGUUUGUUCCUCAGAGCUGCAUCAGACUGUUCUGGACACUUUGUCUUGUCCUGUUAGUUCACUUCCUCCUGUUUCAUCAGUUUCUUUGUUCAGUUUAUCCAGUUUCAGGUUGUUUUUUUGUAUGUUUCCUCUUUUGAACUUCGUUGUUUGUUUUUGCAGUCGCAGCAGUUUUGUUUGUUUCUGGAAUGAGUUUGGUUUAUUUUCUCCUCAGUCCAGUUUGAACAUUUCUGUAUUGAUUUAGUUCCUGCUUUGUUUAAUAAAGUCCUUUUGAAUCCUC
Molecule: messenger RNA, 5352 nt
Organism: Acanthochromis polyacanthus (spiny chromis)
Lineage: Eukaryota; Metazoa; Chordata; Actinopteri; Pomacentridae
Product: NLR family CARD domain-containing protein 3-like
Exons: 11
Coding region: 356-3766 (1136 amino acids)
Molecular function (GO): protein binding
Source: RefSeq, a predicted model, not a curated record